Clunio marinus is the source of this 180-nucleotide messenger RNA. Lineage: Eukaryota; Metazoa; Arthropoda; Insecta; Diptera; Chironomidae. The record is from the annotation of a GenBank genome assembly.
AUGAGAACUUCUACUUUAGCACCGCACCGUAACAGAAGCAAAGCUCAAAUGCAAAUGACAAUACGUGCAAUCGAGUUCAUUAAAUGGAUGAAAACGAUGUCGUUUGCUGCUGAUUGUCAUACUGCAGAGACUUGUAUCAAAUUAAAAUCAGUUAAACAGAAUUCGAAACAUGUCUUUUAA